Trichomycterus rosablanca is the source of this 2490-nucleotide messenger RNA. It is a transcript of the gene gpr63, whose product is annotated as G protein-coupled receptor 63. Gene Ontology annotation, molecular function: G protein-coupled receptor activity. Lineage: Eukaryota; Metazoa; Chordata; Actinopteri; Siluriformes; Trichomycteridae. The record is from RefSeq and is a predicted model, not a curated record. Bases 334 to 1524 code for a protein of 396 amino acids. Gene Ontology annotation, biological process: G protein-coupled receptor signaling pathway. Gene Ontology annotation, cellular component: membrane. The transcript has 2 exons.
GUUGUGAGCCUGAGUAGCGGUUGAGAGUGCAGUAGGAGCAGAACUGCUGUCGGCUUCUUUCAUCUGGAUUUGAUAUAAAUCUGAUAAUAUUGAUCGGACUGAAUUGUUGUAUUAGAUCAGUAUUGAGUGUGAGGUGUUAGAUUGGAUGAGUGUUUGUACAGUAACGGUGUUUAUGCUGUGAGCGGUGUGUGUGUGUGAUUGUGUUUAUUCUACACACACACACACACACACACACACACACACAGAGCGGGAUGUGACGUCAUCAACACCUCAGGCACUUCCUGUAACCUGAGAUGAAACAGCGGUUGCCAUGGUUACCCAGAUCCUCCAGGAAUGCUAUUUGCUAUCACAGGCGAUAGCUCCACCCUGCCCAGCCCAUUCUCUGCUGUUAGCCAAUCAGAGAGGAUGGAAAACGUCUCCUCCUCCUUCUCAUGGGAGAACAGCAGCUCAUUGGUCCAGCGCACGCUGCUGGUGACAUCAUCGGGACAGGAAGUGGUUGCGGAUCUGAAUGUCCUGAGCGUACCUGUGCAGGUGUUUUUCGGGGUACUGAUGGUGUGUCUGUGGGUGUUGGCACUGACAGGAAACUCGGUGGUGUGUGUGAUGGUGUACCGGCGUGCUGCCAUGCGCUCUGCCAUCAACUUCCUGUUAGCUAACCUCGCCCUCUCUGACAUGAUGCUGGCGCUCACCACCAUGCCCUUUAACCUGGUAACUAUGGUGACCACGCGCUGGUUGUUCGGCCCCGCCCUGUGCCGGACGUUGGCUGCGCUGCUGUGGAUGUUCGUGUCGGUGGGUGUGGCCAUGCUGUUAGCGAUUAGCAUGGAUCGUUUUCUCAUCAUCGUGCGCAGAGAGGAUCGACUCACCCCGCACCGAGCCAAAAUCCUCAUCAGUGUGUCGUGGGUUCUCGCCUUCUUCCUGUGCUUCCCUCUGCUGCUGGGGUACCCAGACCCCCCACCGCCUCUCCGCGCCCCCCAGUGCGUCUUGGGCUACUCUACAGGUGGUAGUUACCUUGGAUAUGUGUUGGUGCUGGUGCUGGCGUGUUUCUUUUUGCCGUUUGGCGUGAUGGCGUGCGCCUUUAUCGGGAUCCUCGGGUCCAUUCGGCACAAUGCGCUGAGGAUCCGCUGUGACUCCGCCCCCUGCUCCGCCCUGUCCAAGCCUCGCCCCCUGCAGCCGAGCGUGGACGUUGGAUUUAAGACUCGUGCCUUCUUCACCAUCCUGCUGCUGUUCGGGUUAGCGCUCUGCUCUCUGGCACCCCUGGUGGUGCUCAGCGUAUGUGCAGCCUUCAGCAGUUCUCUGUACUACAGUACCGGCUUCUUCGAACUUAGCGCCUGGUUUCUCAGUCUGUGCUUCCUGCGCCCCGCCCUCAACCCCCUCGUUUACUACUGUCGCAUACGCAAGUUCAGACGCGUCUGCUCUCGCUGGGUAGCAAAUCUGUGCAGGCUCCGCCCAACACUGUCUGGACACGCCCACCAUAGGAGUCGUCCCAGUGAUGUGUACGUCUGCGCUGACCAUCGCUCCAGCUUUUAAUUAUUUACUUAUAGAUAUAAUUAUUAUAUAGAGCUCCAGAAUUAUUGGCACCCUUGGUAAUAAAAAAGGACAAAGAUAGAGGCAGUUAGGCAAUGAUUUCUGGUACUUGAUAAAGUCCAUGAUGGUAUCUCAACAAGGUUUGGAGUAAAAAAUAUUAUAACACCAUGGAUUGUUUAUUAUAUAUUUAACAGUGAGGAACUGGUUCUGUUUAGUAGAACCUUCUUUCUUUUUACACCAAACCCACCAUGAGUGUUUCUCUCUGAUCACAGAACCCUGUUUCAUGUAACAUCCAGGAACUGAUGCUUAUGAUUGUUUUAUGUUCUCUCAUGUGGAAUUUGGCCCUGCUGUCUCACUAUAUUCAUACCCCAGUGAAACAGGAAAUCAUAGAUGAGCUCCUAAGCAAGAGGGAACACUAAAAAAUAAAAUUACAACACAAUUUUAUUAUGAACCUUUUUUUAUCAUCUGUGCCAAUAAUUGUGGAGCUGUGUGUAUAAACACUGUACCGUCGGUGCCUGUAGAGCCUCCUGAAACUAGCCGUCGUCUCUAAUGAGAUUAGUUAUCUGGGGAAAUUAUUUAAAAUAAACGUUUUACAGUUAGGUUUACCAUUUGCUGCGGUUCUCUCAGAGCUGUUUGGGUAUGAAUUAGAGCUUUACCCUCAGAAGGUGGUGAUUAGUUUAAACAUUUCACCUUAAUAACAGUUUACACCCCGACUUUAAAGCAAAAUUCUGUAGUUUCUUCAGAAGUAAAUAAGACGACUGUUCCUGUGAGACCUGUAGAAUUAAAGUGUAGAGUUGUUCAUGUGAAGCCUGAAAUGCUGCAGUGAGUGUUAGAGAAUUCUAUUUUAUACUUAUUACUUUAUUUUGUACAGAGUGAGUAAAUGAGUGAAUGUGUUAUUAGUGUUCCUGAUACUGUGGGUGUAAUAUGUUGCUAUUUUUUCUUAACACAAUAAAAAUACAAAUAAUUAAA